Lycium barbarum (goji berry) is the source of this 1729-nucleotide messenger RNA. RefSeq names its product probable aspartyl protease At4g16563. Bases 42 to 1415 code for a protein of 457 amino acids. Gene Ontology annotation, molecular function: aspartic-type endopeptidase activity. Gene Ontology annotation, biological process: proteolysis. The transcript has a single exon. Lineage: Eukaryota; Viridiplantae; Streptophyta; Magnoliopsida; Solanales; Solanaceae. The record is from RefSeq and is a predicted model, not a curated record. Gene Ontology annotation, cellular component: extracellular region.
UAUUUAGUUUGGGUCCAAAGGCACACUUCCCCAAAAAAACAAUGGCUGCUUCUUCCUGUUUUCUCCUUUUUCUCUCUUUGCUUUCUCUCAUCUUUCCCUUCAUAUCUUCAUCAGCCUCCACAACUACUAUUCCACUCUCACUCUUUAACACAAACCCAUCUCAAGAUUUAUACGAAAAGCUCACACAUUUAGCUUCCAUUUCCUUAGCCAGAGCAAAUUACAUCAAGAAAUCCCAAGAUUCUUCUGCUUCCACAACCCCUUUGUACCCUCAUAGUUAUGGAGGCUACUCAAUUACUCUUGGCUUUGGCACACCUCCUCAAAAAAUCCCUUUCAUUAUGGAUACUGGUAGUAGCUUUGUUUGGUUUCCAUGUACAACAAAAUACUUAUGUACCAAUUGUUCUGUUUCUUCCUCUAGCUCACAAUCCUUUCCUAAAUUCAUUCCCAAAUCUUCAUCUACUGCAAAAGUUGUUGGUUGUUUGAAUCCAAAAUGUGGGUGGAUUCAUAGCAAGACUAAUCCAAAAUCUCGUUGUCAAGAUUGUUCUGGACCAAAUUGUAAACAGAUCUGUCCACCAUAUAUUAUUCUAUAUGGUUUAGGUACUACUGGUGGUCUUGCACUUGUUGAAACUCUUGAUAUGUCUAACAAGAAAAUACCAAAUUUUCUUGUGGGUUGUUCUAUGUUUUCUUCCCAACAACCUGCUGGACUUGCUGGUUUAGGCCGUGGACUUUCAUCAUUGCCAAGUCAAUUAGGUGUUAAGAAGUUUUCCUAUUGUCUUGUCUCGCAUAAAUUUGAUGAUACUGGUAAAAGUAGCAAUCUUGUUUUGGAUUUUAAAGGUGAAAAGACCGCAAAUUUAAGCUAUACCGUACUGCAGAAAAAUCCAGUGGUGGCUGGAAGAAAUGAAUUAUCAGUAUACUAUUAUGUUGGUCUAAGAAAAAUCACAGUUGGAGGGCACAAAGUGAAGAUCCCAUACAAGUAUUUGAAACCUGAUUCCAAUGGAAAUGGUGGGAGUAUUGUGGAUUCAGGCACAACUUUUACAUACAUGAAUCGCGGUGUUUUCGAGCCUGUGCUUAAUGCAUUUGUGAACCAAGUAAAGGGUAUUCCAAGAACUGAAAAUAUUGAGAAAAUAACAGGUUUAAGGCCAUGUUUCAAUAUUUCCGGGCACAAAACAGUGUCUUUGCCAGAGCUAAAGUUUCAUUUUAAGGGUGGUGCUGAAAUGGCAUUGCCAUUAGCAAAUUACUUCUCAAUUGCAGGUGAAACUGAUGUGAUUUGUUUAACUAUGAUCACAGAUAGUGCUUUUGGCCCGGUGUUGUCUACCGGGCCAUCGAUAAUUCUGGGGAAUUUUCAGAUGCAGAACUUCAAUGUUGAAUUUGAUCUCAGAAAUGAAAAGUUUGGCUUCAGGCAGCAAAUGUGCAAAUGAAAAAAAGUGCAAUAUAACUUUAGGCCCUUUGUGCAAUAUAAUUGAGGCUAAAUCACUCAUAGAUUUGCCUUUGAGGCUUCUGCUCUAGUGGGAAUAAGAUGAUAGAUGAUAACAUCCAUUUGUCCAAUGAAUUAGACCUUGAUAGUGGGCUAGUGGCUAUUGCUGGAAGAUUAAAAGCUAGUGAAAAUAAAUGUACUUUACUUUUCCUCUUUCAUCUGCUAUUUAUUUUUGGUAAGGGGACUGGAAGAAGCAAACUGAAAGCUAAAAGAAGAAAGGAAAUUCUAAAUAUGGAUAAUUGCAUUUUUAAUCCCUCA